UGGCACCCGAAGCCUUGGCCGCACCCGCACAUCGCCACUCUCCCCCACGCCACCACCACCGCCGCUGCGGCUUACGGCUACGCAGCUCUCGCGCCCCUCGCCGCCGCCGCCGCUCUCCGAGGUUUCCGGCCGCUAACUUCGUCUCGUCUAGGAUUGACCCGCUCCUCCGCACGAUCGCCGCCUCCUCCGCCUCCUCCCCGAGGGUUUCCCCGCCGCCAUGUCCGGCCUGAGCGCGCCGCCGUUCGACGGCCUCGCGUCGGGGCCCGACCCGUGGGACGUCGUCGUCAAGGUCAAAUAUGGUGACACGCUUAAGAGGUUCAAUGGUUAUGUCAACGGAACACACUUCACUUUGAAUCUAUCUGCUCUUCGUUCCAAAAUUGCGAGUGCUUUUAAGCUUGCCCCUGAUGCUGACUUCAUUCUCACUUAUACUGAUGAGGAUGGGGAUGUUGUUAUGCUGGAUGAUGACGAGGACUUGCAUGAUGCAGCUAUCCAUCAGAAAUUGAACCCUCUCAGGAUUAAUGUUCAGUUAAAGAAUAGCCAUGCUGGGGCAUCUCACAUUAACCGGCAGGAUUCAAGCCCUAAACCUCUUGGGGCCACCACUCAGGAUCCGUUAGCUCAGAUAAAAUCUGUUAUUGAUGAAGCUUUAAAGCCCAUAUCAGAACCUUUGAGAUCCACUGCAAGGGAAGAUCCACUAGCUCACUUAAAAUCAGCUCUUGAUGAAGCUAUGAAGUCUAUCCAUGAGCCAGUUCCUGAAUCCCUUGCAAAACUGUCACGUGAAGUACUUGAUGCAGCACCACCACAAUUAACUGAUCUGAUAAAACCUUUCGUGAACUUGAUCACAUCAACCAACAGUAGCCAAUCUGCCGGGAAUGCUGAGAGUUCACCGGUCUCCUCCAGGGGUGUGCAGCAAGCACGGGUUGAUCUCAAAGCUGAUGGUCAGCCUAAAGUUGAGGCAAGUUUGGGUUCACGACCUUUGAAUCAACGAAACCCUGUAUCUUCUGAGACAGGAGGUCUUAAGAGUGUGUUAGUUGAAGUUCCUGCUGCAGUCAUCACUGAAGCUUCUCAAGGCCAACAAAGAUCAUUAUAUCCUUCUGUUGAGGAUUUGCUGUACACAUCCAAUUCAGGUGGUAACAGUUCUGGUUGCAAGGAUAUGACUGAUGCUCAAAGUAAGGGAAAGUCUGUCAUGCCCUCUGCUGAACCACUCGCUCGUUCCACUGUUCCCAGUUUUCGUCCAAGUCACCCAAAUGCAUCUGGAAAUGAAUGGUUCCAGCCACGAAGAUCGGUGGAUGGAUGGUCCCAGCCGAGAUCCAUUUGGCAGCCUGAAACUAAUGUCAAACCAGCUAGUGAUCCUGGAUGGCGUGUUCCAAUGUAUAAAGCGCCUCACCCAUCCCCUCCAGUCCCCCAUGCACCCUUGGGCUAUGGACAUUCUCCACAAUUUCCUUACCCUGGCCGUCUGCUAUCUGCUGGGCGCCUGUAUGGGAAUCUUGGUAAUAACAGUGAGAGGUCACCACGAGUUUCACAUAGGUGGAUUCAGUGUGAUGGUUGUGGAGUUCAACCAAUUGUUGGGCCGCGCUACAAGUCUAAUGUGAAAGAAGAUUAUGAUCUGUGUGAUACCUGCUUCCGUCGUAUGGGCAGUGAGAUUGAGUACACCAGAAUAGACAAGCCUAUCCUGCCACACAAGUUAUCUCAGGACCCUAAUUUGUGCCGGAAAAUCCAUUCACGUGCUUCAAUGAAGUCAAAGCGUGAGAAGCUUGAAAGCCGCUUCAUUUUGGAUGUAACGGUGCUGGAUGGCACACUUAUGUCACCUUCAAGCCCGUUCACUAAGAUUUGGCGCAUGCACAACAAUGGGUCUAUCAUGUGGCCCUUGGGCACACAGCUAAUUUGGGUCGGUGGAGAUCAAUUUGCUCUGCAGACCUCUGUCCCAUUAGAGAUUCCAUUGAAUGGAUUUCCGGUGGAUCAAGAGAUGGAUGUUGCUGUUGAUUUUGUGGCACCUGCAAGGCCUGGGAGGUAUAUAUCUUACUGGAGACUGGCAUCACCUUCUGGUCAAAAAUUUGGUCAGCGGGUUUGGGUUCAUAUCCAGGUGGAAGAUCCAUCUUUUGUCAGUGACAACAAAACUGCUGCUGUUAACUUGAAUCAGCCUCAGGAAAGCAACGUGACAAACACAAGUAGUCUGCCUCAGGAAAGCAACAUGACAAACACAAGUAAUUUGAUUGAUGUCAACAUCGAGCCUGCUAACCAAGUCCUAGAUGAACAUGUCAACGGCACUAGAAUGGAACUGCUGGAGCCUUUGAUAUACCGUGAAGCUGCUGAGCCCGAGAAAUCCUCAGCAUUUUCAGCAGCUCCUCCAUACCCCAUAGUCGAUGUUCCGUCAUCCAGUGAAAAUGCAGCUGUUUUCGUGCCAAGUGUUGAUGUACUUGCAGCUGAAGUCAUUCCGAGACCUGCUGCGACUACACCUGCUGAUGUGCCCACAAGUUCGCUUACUAGUAUCCCUGUGGAUCUGCCCGUAGCUGCAACCACACCUGUGGAUGCACCGCUUGACAUCGACAGUCUUACAGAAGAGAAACUGCUGCAGGAGCUGGAGGAAAUGGGCUUUAAGCAGGUUGAUCUGAACAAGGAGAUACUGAGGCAGAAUAAGUACAACCUGGAGCAGUCGGUGGAUGAUCUGUGUGGUGUCAAUGAAUGGGACCCUCUGCUGGCGGAACUGAACGAAAUGGGAUUUGAUGACAGGGAGACGAACAAGGAGCUGCUUGCCAAGAAUGGAGGAAGCAUCAAACGAGCUGUGAUGGACCUCAUCGCCAGGGAGAAGAAGGACAAGUGAAGAUCGUGUGCUCUCGAGCACCUAGUUAUCUAUAUCUCGUUAUAUAUGCGUAAAUAAUGAGACGAGUGGUACUGCUGUUCUGCUGCUCCAGUAUGUCUCGUGGUUUGCUUAUGAACUGCUGUGAAGCGUGUUGUUGGUGUGACUGUGUGUGCGGUGUGAACUCUUAUGUUGUCGUGGGUCAGCUGCGUGUGGUUGCUGUAAUGGCCUUAGUUGCUUUGUUCCUACUAUCGUGACUGGAAGACCUUCUAUGUGCAUUUCACCUAUAUUAUUAUGUGUUCCGUGUCGACA
Triticum dicoccoides is the source of this 3106-nucleotide messenger RNA. Its product is annotated as protein JOKA2-like. Lineage: Eukaryota; Viridiplantae; Streptophyta; Magnoliopsida; Poales; Poaceae. The record is from RefSeq and is a predicted model, not a curated record. Bases 218 to 2818 code for a protein of 866 amino acids. The transcript has 7 exons. Gene Ontology annotation, molecular function: protein binding; zinc ion binding.